Messenger RNA from Bufo gargarizans (Asiatic toad), 851 nucleotides. RefSeq names its product eukaryotic translation initiation factor 3 subunit H. The transcript is spliced from 6 exons. Lineage: Eukaryota; Metazoa; Chordata; Amphibia; Anura; Bufonidae. Gene Ontology annotation, molecular function: translation initiation factor activity; metallopeptidase activity; protein binding. The record is from RefSeq and is a predicted model, not a curated record. Gene Ontology annotation, cellular component: eukaryotic translation initiation factor 3 complex; cytosol; cytoplasm. The coding region runs from base 8 to 766 and encodes 252 amino acids.
AUAUCAGAUGGAGAUGAUGAGAAGCCUCCGUCACGUCAACAUUGACCACCUCCACGUCGGUUGGUACCAGUCCACCUACUAUGGCACCUUCGUCAGCCGUGCCCUCCUGGACUCCCAGUUCAGCUACCAGCACGCCAUUGAGGAGUCUGUGGUGCUCAUUUACGAUCCCAUUAAGACUGCUCAGGGCUCGCUGUCGCUCAAGGCUUAUCGACUGACUCCGAAACUGAUGGAAGUCUGCAAGGAAAAAGACUUCUCGGUGGAAGGAUUGAAGAAGGCGAACAUCGCCUAUGAGCACAUGUUUGAAGAGGUUCCUAUCGUCAUCAAGGACUCGCAUCUCAUCAAUGUGCUGAUAUGGGAACUGGACAAGAAGGCGCCUGUAGCUGAGAAGCACGAGCUGCUGAGUCUGUCCAGCAGCAAUCAUCUGGAGAAGAGUCUUCAGCUCCUCAUGGACCGAGUGGAUGAAAUGAGCCAGGAUAUCGUGAAGUACAACACGUUCCUGAGGAACGCCAGCAAGCAGACGCAACAGAAGCACCAGUACGUUCAGAGGCGGCAGCAGGAAAACAUUCAGCGACAGAGCCGCGGAGAGCCGCAGCUGCCCGAAGAAGACGUCAGCAAGCUGUUCAAGCCUCCCCUUCCUCCACCCAGAAUGGAUUCCCUUCUCAUUGCAGGUCAAAUUGACACAUACAUCCAAAAUAUUAAAGAAUUCACCUCUCAGAACCUAGGAAAGCUAUUUAUGGCCGAAGCUUUACAAGACCAGGCCAACUAGCCAAGCCACCAAGCAGAACAACAUUGCCAUGACUUAAUAGCAGCAAAGUUUAUCCAUAAUAUUCAAUAAAAGCGUCUUUUACCAA